GUACUCGUGUCACAUUGAUAUAAGUAAUGAUUUCCUAACUUUUUGCUAGCGUUAUCGCCACUUUGUACAUCGUUUUCCUACGACCAUGAUGUAAUAGAAAAAGCUUACACAAAAAUAAAUAAUUAUUCAACCAAAGUAAAGUCCCAAGAUGUCAUUUGAAAAGGAAAACUAUCCUGAUGAAUUUAUGAAACCUUAUAUGAUUUCAUUUGCAACGUUAAGGAAAUCCAAUGUGAAAUUUUUGACCGACGAAAAAUCCUUCCUAAAGAAGUAUUGGAGGUUUAUUUACAUAUUUCCCUGUAGCAUGUCGUUUUUCCUGUGUAUGCUGACGUAUUUUUCGAUAGUCACAGCCAGGAUGGACGAUUUUAUCGAAAUAUCUAAUACGUUUGCUGUCACUUUUGUUGUUCUACAAGCGGUGGUGAAGAGUAUAGCGGUGGUGCAUCGUAAUGAAGACAUCACAUACAUCAUCAGGCAGAUGGCGGCACUGUGGCCGAAAGAAGAGCAUCUCACUGAGAGGCAAACUGUUGCGAAAAUGAAACAUUUGAAACGACUGAAUGUUUGCGUUACAGUUUACUACUACUUAAACAUAGUGGGGUCAUGGCAGUAUAUACUGGUGCCUUUGUUGGAGACGUUGUUUCGUAUCUUCGUACUAAAUCAGCAGUCUAUGCUGAAGUUUCCUUUUGGCUGCAGUUUCCCGUUUGACCCGACCGAGAGUUGGUCGCGAUACUUGAUGGUUUAUGCUUAUGAGACUUUUGCCAUGAUAAAGCUGGUAUACUUUCUCGUGGGCACAGAACUUUUACUUAUAACAAUGACUGCCCAUCUCAGCAUUCUAUUUACACUUCUAAGUGAUGACUUGCUGAUUCUGAAACCGUCAUCGAAGGCGGAUGAUGCUGAGAUAACUUACUUUGAAGCUGAUAGACAUGAGAAGAAGAUCGGUGAUAUUGUACGGAGACAUCAAAAGUUGAUUAAGUUAUCAAAAAUGUUUGAUGAUAUAUUCAACAAAGUGAUAUUCUAUAAUGUGACAGUGUCUACUGUGUCGAUAUGUUUCUUUGGGUUUGUGGCUAAAAUUGCUAAGAACCCCGGUGAAAUAGCCAACAACGUGGUGGGGGUGAUAGCGUCAAUUCUGCCAAUAUUCAACCUGUGCUACUACGGACAACUGCUCACUGAUGCUAGUUCCAGUUUAGCUCUAUCGGCUUAUUUGAAUAUUUGGUACGCAAAAGACACCAGAUUUCAAAAGAUGCUGGGUCUAAUCAUGCUGAGGUCUCAAGCUCCUUGCUGCAUCACGUCCUACAAAUACGCUCCGGUCACACUCAACAUGUUCACUGGCGUCAUGAGCACCACAUGGUCUUACUUUUCAUUAAUAUGCAGUGUUUAUGAAGAAGAAUAAGUGUAAUUUCCUUGAAACUAUUAAGCACUCUUAUAAUUAUGUAAUUUGUUUAUUACUUACAAAAUAAAUGUUCGUAUUAUCGUUUUCUCAAUGCACAGCACAAA
Molecule: messenger RNA, 1488 nt
Organism: Plutella xylostella (diamondback moth)
Lineage: Eukaryota; Metazoa; Arthropoda; Insecta; Lepidoptera; Plutellidae
Product: odorant receptor 13a
Biological process (GO): sensory perception of smell; detection of chemical stimulus involved in sensory perception of smell
Cellular component (GO): plasma membrane
Molecular function (GO): odorant binding; olfactory receptor activity
Source: RefSeq, a predicted model, not a curated record